GGCCGCUCGCCCGGUGCGCCUGGCCGCGGCGCUCGCUUCUUGGCUGGCCACCUCCUGCUCGCCCGCGUCCCGCCGCGCUCGGACAUGGCUGGCAAAGCACACAGGCUAAGCGCUGAGGAGAGGGACCAACUGCUGCCAAACCUGAGGGCUGUGGGGUGGAAUGAGCUGGAAGGCCGCGAUGCCAUCUUCAAGCAGUUCCAUUUCAAAGACUUCAAUAGGGCUUUUGGGUUCAUGACAAGGGUGGCCCUGCAGGCUGAGAAACUGGACCAUCAUCCUGAAUGGUUUAAUGUGUACAACAAGGUCCACAUCACCCUGAGCACCCAUGAGUGUGCAGGCCUUUCAGAGCGGGACAUAAACCUGGCCAGCUUCAUCGAACAAGUAGCAGUGUCCAUGACUUAGGAGGCCCUGUCCUUCCUCUUUUAAUUUCUCAGGGAGGAGGGGUGGCUGAACUGAGAAUCCAGGGAGGGAGCUGGGGAGUCCUUAGUCCCGAGACCUUGCUGAGUCACCACUGCCAAGCCCGCCCUGCUGCCUAUUUCAGGGCGAGUCCUUGCUGUGGAAAGGAGAGGAGCCCUUCACUGACCUUUCCCCCACGCCACUCUCUUCAUCCUUGGCGUUCUGUUACAUGUACGCUAAUUUGAAUAAGCUCUUCCCUUUCUUUGAAACUUCCCAUCAAGUCAUGAUUUUCUUUCCCAGCUGUACCCUUUCUGAUUCAUUUGCCAAAAGGCUGUGAUAGACGGGGACAUGAAAUGUUAUCUUAGAAACCAGGACCCUAAAGUAAACCCCAUCCUACGUGAUGGAAACACGUGCUUUUAUGUCUCAAAUAAAACUUGUGUCACUUACUUGGUCUCGGGCUCUAGAACCUUCUUUCCUAUAGGUCAAUCCAAUUGGAGUCAAUGGAACAAGCAUUUAAAGCUCUUAAUCUGUGCGAGGCACUGUUCAAGGUACUGGGGAAAAAGGGUGGACUAGACCACCCUGCCUUUCAACGAGUUCAUUAUCAUCUGGAGGAAUCAAGCAGGAAAAUGGCUAUUAACUAGGUCAGGUGAAUUAAGUUAAUGCUAGAUGGCAGGAUAAGAAAUGAACUAUGGAAACACAAAGUAGUAAUUAAUGUUGACAAGGGUGAAUCAGGAGACUUUCAUUUGAGUUAUGCCUUAAAGAUGUGAGUAGGAUUCUUGAGAGAGAGAUGGCUGGGGGAGCAUCAUGAACAGGAUAAAGGCAUGUGUACGAUAUGUAUGGUGAGACCUACAACUAGAAAGGCAACUGGGCCAUAUUACCUUCUUGUGCUAUAACAUCAGCUGGGGAGAUUCCUAAUCCUGAUGGUUUCUGUAGUUUCCACUUAGAAAAGGUUGCAAGGCUUGGCUGCUUUUAUGCUGCAAGAGAGCGAAGGCACAGGCACAGCUUAGGUGCUGACGGGCUAACUGCCAUCAGAACAGUAAGGAGCCAGUAUGCACAGGUCUGUUUCCCCGCCCAGCAACACUGUUGUUGUCGUCAGGUACCACUGAGUCGAUUUCUACUCAUAGCAACUCCACGUGACGAGUAGAACUGCCCCGUAGGGUCUUCUUCGCUGUAAUAUUUAC
This is a messenger RNA of Trichechus manatus latirostris (Florida manatee), 1574 nucleotides long. It is a transcript of the gene PCBD1, whose product is annotated as pterin-4 alpha-carbinolamine dehydratase 1. Gene Ontology annotation, biological process: tetrahydrobiopterin biosynthetic process. The transcript has 4 exons. The coding region runs from base 85 to 399 and encodes 104 amino acids. NCBI's taxonomy places the organism in Eukaryota, Metazoa, Chordata, Mammalia, Sirenia, Trichechidae. The record is from RefSeq and is a predicted model, not a curated record. Gene Ontology annotation, molecular function: 4-alpha-hydroxytetrahydrobiopterin dehydratase activity.